AUGCUAGCAACCUCGACCCGGCCGGCGACACAUCACACCGUGACGGCGCUGAAGAGAUGGUCAUGUGACGACAAGCAUCUUCCUGCUGUGUCGGAAAUCAAGGCCAUCCAUGUCUACGACUUUGACAAUACUUUAUUCGCCAGCCCUCUCCCGAACAAACAGCUAUGGAACAGCGCCACGAUUGGUCAGCUGGGCUCUCCCGACAUGUUCCUCAACGGAGGCUGGUGGCACGACUCAAGUAUUCUAGCCGCGACUGGCGAAGGCCUCGAAAAGGAAGAAGCACGCGCUUGGCAAGGCUGGUGGAACGAACAGAUUGUCGAGCUGGUGGAAUCAUCAAUGGCCCAGAAAGACGCCCUCAGUGUGCUACUGACCGGCCGCUCAGAGUCCAACUUCAGUGACCUCGUUAAGCGUAUCGUGCGAAGCAAGGGCCUGAACUUUGACAUGGUUUGCUUGAAGCCAGCCAUCGGGCCCGCAGGCCAGAAGUUUAGGAGUACCAUGGAAUUCAAGCAAGAGUUGCUCAAGGAUAUCGUCUACACAUACAAGGAUGCCGAGAAGCUGAACAUUUACGAGGACCGAGUGAAGCACACCAAGGGCUUCCGCGACUUCUUCUUCCAGUUCAACGAGGAUCUGAUGAGGGCACAAAACCACUCGUCACGUCAACCCAUCACCACCGAAGUCAUACAGGUACCCGAGAAUGCGACACAACUCGACCCGGUUGCUGAAAUCGCGGCCAUCCAGAAGAUGAUCAACGCGCACAACAUACAGGUCAAGGCCGGUAGCGUUCCGCCGGGUACACCGCCCUACCAAAUCAAGAAGACGGUCUUCUACACUGGUUACAUGAUACCUUCCGAUGUGACGGAGAAGUUGACUUCCCUUGUCUCGUUACAACAAGGAGGUCCGAAAGACGACAUCAGAUUCCUCGCCAAUAGCAUACUUAUCACACCAAAGCCAUGUCCAAGGAGUAUUCUGGAAAAGGUUGGCGGUAUUGGAGCAAGAGUCAGAUGGAAGGUGACGGCCAUCUCUUGCUUCGAGAAUAAGCUCUGGGCAGCAAGGGUCGAGACUGUGCCCAAAGGGACCAAAUUCUACUCUGAGAAUCCAGUACCGACCGUGGUCCUCGCCAUUCGGAAAAAUGGCAGACCAGCAGAUGCCGCACGCAUCGUCAACUGGCAUCCAGUGACUCAAGAACAGGCCAUCGAAUUCGAUAGUGUUGUAGGCGAGAAGCAGAUGUUACGCAUAGAGGAAGAGACUGCCAACGAGAGCGAGUACGAGAGCUACUUUCCCAACAAGUCUCACCGCAGGGAAGAUCAGAAUGGUCGCAAUGACAACUACCGACCAAACAACGGACGAGGAGGCAGGGACAAAGAUGAUCGACCAGGGGGUUACCGUGGCGGCAACCGAGAUCGCGGUCGGGGUGGAAAUAGAAAUCCACCUUUCAUUCCAAGGGGAGGGGCUCGUGGUGGCCACCGUGGUGAUCGUGGUGGUGGUGGCGGCGGCGGUGGAGGUGGACGAGGACGCGGUCGUGGUGGAGGUGGGCAAUCGCAGUACAGGAGCUUGGACGACGUCGAUAACGGCUAUGGGAACCGAGGCCAUGACAACAACCCGAAUGCAUUCUACUAG
This is a messenger RNA of Pyrenophora tritici-repentis Pt-1C-BFP, 1617 nucleotides long. Its product is annotated as DUF2410 multi-domain protein. Gene Ontology annotation, biological process: box C/D sno(s)RNA 3'-end processing; rRNA methylation. Gene Ontology annotation, molecular function: RNA binding; histone H2AQ104 methyltransferase activity; rRNA methyltransferase activity. The record is from RefSeq and is a predicted model, not a curated record. NCBI's taxonomy places the organism in Eukaryota, Fungi, Ascomycota, Dothideomycetes, Pleosporales, Pleosporaceae. Gene Ontology annotation, cellular component: small-subunit processome; box C/D methylation guide snoRNP complex.